Messenger RNA from Salvia hispanica, 1523 nucleotides. Its product is annotated as E3 ubiquitin protein ligase RIE1-like. Gene Ontology annotation, molecular function: ubiquitin protein ligase activity. The record is from RefSeq and is a predicted model, not a curated record. Gene Ontology annotation, biological process: protein ubiquitination; ubiquitin-dependent protein catabolic process. NCBI's taxonomy places the organism in Eukaryota, Viridiplantae, Streptophyta, Magnoliopsida, Lamiales, Lamiaceae. Gene Ontology annotation, cellular component: plant-type vacuole.
UUGAGUCGGACACAAAAGUCAAUCACAAACUGAAAACCUACUCUUCCUUCUUCAUCAUCACUAUUCACUGCCUUCCUUCUUCACUUACAAUUCCCAUACUCCCCUAAUCAAAUCAAUUCCUUUUCCCUUUCUAUUUUACAAAAACCAUGUCCUCCCCCACCGCGCCGCUCCUCCGCCCCCGGCAGCCGCCCGCCCGCCCCGCCACCGCGCUCUCCCUCAUCCUCUCCCGCGCGGCGGCCACCACGCAGCGCCGCGGCGCCUCCGUGCUGGUCCGGGAGACCGCCGCCCGCGAGCUGGAGGAGCGCCGCGCCGAUUGGGGCUACUCCAAGCCCGUGGUCGCCCUCGACAUCAUGUGGAACCUCGCCUUCGUGGUGGUGUCGGCGGUUCUGCUGAUUUGCACGGCGAAUGAAAGCCCCAAUGUGCCGAUUAGGGUUUGGGUGUGCGGGUACGCGCUGCAGUGCUUGGUGCAUGUGGUCCUCGUUUGGGUGGAGUACAAUAGGCGCAAUUCGCGGCGCCAGAGGAGUGCGGAGAGGGAGCAGCAGGGCAGUGAGGAUGAGUAUCAGAGUGGCAAUGAGGAAGAAGAUGAAGCCAGAAGUGGCUUCUUAGGCAUCACUGACACUUCCAGUAGCGUCAAACGAUGUGAGUCUAUCAACACAAUGGCAUCAUUUCUAUGGUGGAUAGUUGGCUUUUACUGGGUUGUCUCUGGUGGUGAAAUUCUUCUAGAAAAUGCUCCACGACUAUAUUGGUUGGCGGUGGUAUUCUUGGCCUUUGACGUAAUCUUUGCCAUAUUUUGCGUCGUAUUAGCAUGUCUUAUUGGGAUUGCUCUCUGCUGCUGCUUACCGUGCAUCAUUGCCAUUCUUUAUGCCAUUGCUGGUCAGGAAGGUGCAUCAGAGGCAGAUCUGAGCAUCCUACCUAAAUACAAAUACCAAGCCAGCAAAGAUGAGGAUACGGUAAGCAAUGCAGCCGGCAGAAUGGUUCCAGUUGAGACAAGUAGUGGGCACAUGGUUAACGAGCUAAUUCUUUUGCCCGAAGAUGCAGAAUGCUGCAUAUGCCUCUGUCAGUACGAGGAUGGAAAUGAGCUACAGGCUCUCCCUUGCAGACAUCAUUUCCAUUCGACAUGCAUAGUGAAAUGGCUUAAGAUGAACGCCACCUGCCCGCUAUGCAAGUACAACAUCCUCAAAGGGAAUGAUCAAGUUUAAAACGAAGUGGCCAAUACAUGAAAGCCGUAGGCCCAGUUCUGGUAUUUGAGUCGAUGCUGUGAAUGUGAGGUCCUCUGUAUUUGUGAAGUAGCUUUCUGUAAAUAAUCUGCAUCGGAGCCCUUGGUCUCAUAUGAAAGGAAAAAGUGUCCGCCAUGUAAAUACAUGUGAUACCAUUAACGACAGUGUUUUUCUUAGCUGAUGUGUAAAGAGAUUUGACAUGUAAACGUGUAUACAGAAGUAAUCCGUUCUAGUGCUCUGCUCACUGCUUUCUUGCACUAGAAAAUUGUAAGAAUCUUUUAUUCUUAUGUUAGGACCGAUUGUUUA